Messenger RNA from Nomascus leucogenys (northern white-cheeked gibbon), 3023 nucleotides. It is a transcript of the gene TFR2, whose product is annotated as transferrin receptor 2. Gene Ontology annotation, cellular component: external side of plasma membrane. Lineage: Eukaryota; Metazoa; Chordata; Mammalia; Primates; Hylobatidae. The record is from RefSeq and is a predicted model, not a curated record. Gene Ontology annotation, molecular function: transferrin receptor activity. Gene Ontology annotation, biological process: endocytic iron import into cell; transferrin transport.
AAGAGGCCCUCCUAGGGCUCCCACAAACGGUUUAUCGGUUUAUCGCUGGGGGACAGCCUGCAGGCUUCAGGAGGGGACACAAGCAUGGAGCGGCUUUGGGGUCUACUCCAGAGAGCGCAACAACUGUCCCCAAGAUCCUCUCAGACCGUCUACCAGCGUGUGGAAGGCCCCCGGAAAGGGCACCUGGUGGAGGAAGAGGAAGACGAGGAGGAGGGGGCGGAGACACUGGCCCACUUCUGCCCCAUGGAGCUGAGGGGCCCUGAGCCCCUGGGCUCUAGACCCAGGCAGCCAAACCUCAUUCCCUGGGCAGCAGCAGGACGGAGGGCUGCCCCCUACCUGGUCCUGACGGCCCUGCUGAUCUUCACCGGGGCCUUCCUUCUGGGCUACGUCGCCUUCCGAGGGUCCUGCCAGGCAUGUGGAGACUCCGUGUUGGUGGUCAGUGAAGAUGUCAACUAUGAGCCCGACCUGGAUUCCCACCGGGGCACACUGUACUGGAGCGACCUCCAGGCCAUGUUCCUGCAGUUCCUGGGGGAGGGGCGCCUGGAGGACACCAUCAGGGAAACCAGCCUUCGGGAACGGGUGGCAGGCUCGGCCGGGAUGGCCACUCUGACUCAGGACCUCCGCGCGGCGCUCUCCCGCCAGAAGCUGGACCACGUGUGGACCGACACGCACUACGUGGGGCUGCAAUUCCCGGACCCGGCUCACGCCAACACCCUGCACUGGGUCGAUGAGGCCGGGAAGGUCGGAGAGCAGCUGCCGCUGGAGGACCCUGACGUCUACUGCCCCUACAGCGCCAUCGGCAACGUCACGGGAGAGCUGGUGUACGCCCACUACGGGCGGCCCGAAGACCUGCAGGACCUGCGGGCCAGGGGCGUGGACCCAGUGGGCCGCCUGCUGCUGGUGCGCGUGGGGGUGAUCAGCUUCGCCCAGAAGGUGGCCAAUGCUCAGGACUUCGGGGCUCAAGGAGUGCUCAUAUACCCAGAGCCAGCAGACUUCUCCCAGGACCCACCCAAGCCGAGCCUGUCCAGCCAGCAGGCAGUGUAUGGACAUGUGCACCUGGGAACUGGAGACCCCUACACGCCUGGCUUCCCUUCCUUCAAUCAAACCCAGUUCCCUCCAGUUGCAUCAUCAGGCCUUCCCAGCAUCCCAGCCCAGCCCAUCAGUGCAGACAUUGCCUCCCGCCUGCUGAGGAAGCUCAAAGGCCCUGUGGCCCCCCAGGAAUGGCAGGGGAGCCUCCUAGGCUCCCCUUAUCACCUGGGCCCCGGGCCAGGACUGCAGCUAGUGGUCAACAAUCACAGGACCUCCACCCCCAUCAACAACAUCUUCGGCUGCAUCGAAGGCCGCUCAGAGCCAGAUCACUACGUUGUCAUCGGGGCCCAGAGGGAUGCGUGGGGUCCAGGAGCAGCUAAAUCCGCUGUGGGGACAGCUAUACUCCUGGAGCUGGUGCGGACCUUUUCCUCCAUGGUGAGCAAUGGCUUCCGGCCCCGCAGAAGUCUCCUCUUCAUCAGCUGGGACGGUGGUGACUUUGGGAGCGUGGGCUCCACGGAGUGGCUAGAGGGCUACCUCAGCGUGCUGCACCUCAAAGCCGUAGUGUACGUGAGCCUGGACAACGCAGUGCUGGGGGAUGACAAGUUUCAUGCCAAGACCAGCCCCCUUCUGACAAGUCUCAUUGAGAGUGUCCUGAAGCAGGUGGAUUCUCCCAACCACAGCGGGCAGACUCUCUAUGAACAGGUGGUGUUCACCAAUCCUAGCUGGGAUGCUGAGGUGAUCCGGCCUCUACCCAUGGACAGCAGUGCCUAUUCCUUCACGGCCUUUGUGGGAGUCCCUGCCGUCGAGUUCUCCUUCACGGAGGACGACCAGGCCUACCCGUUCCUGCACACAAAGGAGGACACUUAUGAGAACCUGCAUAAGGUGUUGCAAGGCCGCCUGCCCGCCGUGGCCCAGGCCGUGGCCCAGCUCGCAGGGCAGCUCCUCAUCCGGCUCAGCCACGAUCGCCUGCUGCCCCUCGACUUCGGCCGCUACGGGGACGUCGUCCUCAGGCACAUCGGGAACCUCAACGAGUUCUCUGGGGACCUCAAGGCCCGCGGGCUGACCCUGCAGUGGGUGUACUCGGCGCGGGGGGACUACAUCCGGGCGGCGGAGAAGCUGCGGCAGGAGAUCUACAGCUCGGAGGAGAGAGACGAGCGGCUGACACGCAUGUACAACGUGCGCAUAAUGCGGCCCACAUCCCACCUCCAGUUGCAACUCCUCCACUUCCUUCCAUUUCCUCACUCCAAGAACUCAACCUCUCAACCCUUUGAUCUCAAGAAAUGGGUGGAGUUCUACUUCCUUUCCCAGUACGUGUCGCCAGCCGACUCCCCGUUCCGCCACAUCUUCAUGGGCCGCGGAGACCACACGCUGGGCGCCCUGCUGGACCACCUGCGGCUGCUGCGCUCCAACUGCUCCGGGACCCCCGGGGCCACCUCCUCCACUGGCUUCCAGGAGAGCCGCUUCCGGCGUCAGCUAGCCCUGCUCACUUGGACGCUGCAAGGGGCAGCCAAUGCGCUUAGCGGGGAUGUCUGGAACAUUGAUAACAACUUCUGAGGCCCUGGGGAUCCUCGCAUCCUCCUGUCCCCCAGUCAAGAGCUCCUCUGCUCCUCACUUGAAUGAUUCAGGGUCAGAGAGGUGGCUCAGAGUGCACCUCUCAUUGCUGAUUAAUUUCUCAUUACCCCUACACGUCUCUCCACGGAGCCCAGACCCCAGCACAGAUAUCCACACACCCCAGCCCUGCAGUGUAGCUGACCCUAAUGCGACGGUCAUACUGUCAGUUAAUCUGAGAGUAGCAUCCCUUCAAUCACAGCCCCUUCCCCUUUCUGGGGUCCUCCAUACCUAGAGACCACUCUGGGAGGUUUGCUAGGCCCUGGGACCUGGCCAGCUCUGUUAGUGGGAGAGAUCGCUGGCACCAUAGCCUUAUGGCCAACAGAUGGUCUGUGGUGAAAGGGGCAUGGAGUUUCAACAUCAAUAAACCACCUGAUGUCAAUAAA